AUGGCUUAUACUUCGAGUCGCGCUAUUACGAAUUGUUCUGAGCCAACAACAGUCUUAAGUUAUUCUUGGAAUCCAGCUGUGGGUAAUGGUAAGUCCGGACUAUCCCGAAUCCAAGUUGACAUGAGUGCUAAUAUCUACACAGAUUGUUCCAGUUUAUUCCUUGGAUACUACUAUUGCGUUGCUGUUACUGAAACUCCGACUGGCCCGCCGGCGACUACUACAACGGCGGCUCCUUCUGGUCCUUCUCCCACUCAAGGUGGGAUUAUUGCAGAUUGUAAGUUCUUCAACCCUCCAAAUACAUCAGUACGCUGACUAUGGGUAAAGGUAAGAAAUAUCACCAUGCAGUCUCAGGUGAUACCUGCUAAAAGAUUGUCGAUACCUACAGGACAUUUUCCUUGAGUCAAUUGUAAGUUCAAAGCUCUCGAUGGUCUUUUGACGCGACACUGACCGUCAUGAAGCUACUCUUGGAACCCAGCCGUCAAAACAGGUAAGAAUCUAUGAUGAAUAUCAUUUUUCCCCGAGUUAUAUCAUUCACAUUACUAACACCUAUGAAAAGACUGCUCUGGUUUAUUCCUCGACUACUACUAUUGCAUAGCGAUUACUGGAACACCAACUACAGCUCCAGCCACGACCACCACAACAACACCAGCAGGCCCCACUGUUUCCCCCACGCAAGCAGGCGUCUCAGCCAACUGCAAAAAUUGGUACUUGGUUUCAUCAGGAGACUAUUGCCAGAAAAUAGCGGACCAGUUCGAAAUCUCUUUGGCAAACUUGUAA
Messenger RNA from Hymenoscyphus albidus, 777 nucleotides. Lineage: Eukaryota; Fungi; Ascomycota; Leotiomycetes; Helotiales; Helotiaceae. The record is from the annotation of a GenBank genome assembly.